AUGCGGCACAAUAUUCAUAAGCAUCUCUCAAUUUCCACUAGACACUCUCUGGCUCGCAUCAACGCCUAUCGCGCCCUGGCCUCGCCCUCGCUCAUCUGUCUCUCCAGCAAAGACCCUCUGAUAACGGCCUUCUCGCUUUCUGAUGAUUUGGAUAAACUUGCUACGCUGGAGUACGAGUUCCGGGAUGAAUACACGGCUCUGAGGACACAAGUCCUAGAGUUCGCAAUGAGGCUCGUGGACGAGACUAGAAGUUCGGACGAACUGGAGAUCAUACUAAACUACGACCCGGAAGGAGAGCCCUACCAGAAGGGGCAGUUCAUGCACCUGAAUCGCCUCAAAGAUGCUGUCGACAACAACCAGAAGCAGUUCGUUGCCCAUGCCAGCGUGCAGCAGCUCCUGGGCACGGUGUGGUACGACGGCAUGCCUGGCUUCAAGCGCCGCAGCCUCCCUGAUCAGCUGAUGGCCGUGGUGAAGAUCGGCGUCCUGUUCCCGGUCUAUUGCAUGUCCUUCCUUCUGGCCCCAAAGACAUCUUUCGGAGGCUCCAUGAAGAAACCUUUUAUUAAAUUCAUCGUCCAUUCGUCUUCUUACUGCUGCUUCCUGCUCCUGUUGGUGAUCGUUUCCCUGCGCUUGGAGUCGCUCAUCAUCGAACUGUUCGGAACCACAUCGAUGGUCGAGCGCCUCCACAAGCAGGAGCGGGAAUCGCGGGGCGGUUACCCUUCUAUCACCGAACUGCUCAUCGUCGUGUACGUCUUCGGGUUCAUCUACGGGGAGAUGAAGGCGCUCUGGAACGACGGCCUCCUCGAAUACGCCAAAGACUUGUGGAAUUUCGUCGACUUCGGAAGUAACUUCUUCUACAUGAACUGGAUUUUCUUAAGACUCACGGCUUUGUUUCUGACGACGCGGGCGGUGUGGGCGGGAGAGAACCCGUACUUCCCGAGGGAGAUGUGGCCUCCGUUCGACCCCAUGCUGCUCUCCGAGGCCAUGUUUUGUGCUGGCAAUAUUCUUAGCUUCUUGAAGUUGGUGCACAUCUUCAGCGUCAACCCUCACAUGGGCCCCCUGCAGAUCGCGCUCGGCAGAAUGGUGGUCGACAUCAUUAAGUUCUUCUUCAUCUACACACUUGUGCUCUUUGCAUUCGGAUGCGGCCUGAACAAUCUUCUUUGGUAUUACGCCGACAUAGAUAAAGGCAAAUGUUAUUCAUUGCCUGGUGGAUUACCCAAUCCUAAAGAAUCACAGUCAUGCGAGAUCUGGCGAAGAUUUUCUAACCUCUUCGAGACUUCACAAUCGCUUUUCUGGGCUUCCUUCGGGCUGGUGGACUUGAUCAACUUCGAACUGACUGGAAUUAAGUCUUUCACGCGGUUCUGGAGUAUGCUCAUGUUCGGCUCCUACAACGUCAUCAAUGUCAUCGUUCUGCUAAACCUCCUCAUCGCCAUGAUGUCCAACUCUUACACGUUCAUUGUGGACAAGUGUGACGUGGAGUGGAAAUUCGCUCGCUCGAAGUUUUGGAUGAGUUACUUCGAGGAAGGCCAGGAACUGCCUUCGCCCUUCAACCUGGUCCCGAAGCUGUCCGCCCUGUGCGAAUUCCGGAAGCCCAAUUUCAGGGAGUCCUUCAAGAAGCGCCAGGACCAGAUGCGGGACGACCAGUAUCAGACGGUGAUGAAGAACCUCGUUAGACGCUACGUCACGGCUGAACAACGUAACGCGGACGAGACGCUCAUCACGGAAGACGACGUCAAUGAAGUAAAGCAGGAUAUCAACUCCUUCAAGUACGAGCUCUUGAAUAUCCUCAGAAUCAAUGGCAUGAUGACUGGCAAUGCACAUCACAAGGAGGACAUGGCUGUGGGCAAGAAACAGCAGGCACGAGAGCGACGGCUCAUGAAAGGUUUCAACAUCGGCCUGGUGGAGGGCAUCGAGCAGAGCAUGCACUUCGGGAACAAGAAGAGCAAGAAUCCCCUGCUUAACAUCGUGCUAAAGGCGGCGAAGUCAGAGAAGAAGGACUGGAACUCGAUAAUGCGCCAGAGCAAGAAGAAGCGCGACCCAAUCGGCUCCAGCAGCACCAGCCUCCAGCGACAGAGUCUCAGGAACAACAAGCGCUGCAACGCGGCCUGGAGCAAGGUCAAGUUCUACCAGAAACGAGGCGUCUUCCUUGGAGGGCAAAUUGACCCCAGAAUGCUGAGAGAGAUCAAGAACAAGGGACAGGUGGCCCCGCUGCAGAGCCGUUCCCAAGGAUGGCGAACUCUUCAGAAAUUGCACGAUCGUGGGGAAAUUACACAGGAAAAUUUCGACAGGUGUGUAGGAAACACACCAAGUCCUGGAAGUACUGCAGCUCCUACUCCGAUUCCUCCAACAUCACCGACGCCUCCUCUACCUAGAGUCGGGGUUUACACGCAGUCAUCGCCCUGUGCUACAGCCGAUGACCUCAUAUCCGCAGUCAGAGGAGACACUCUGUCACCGCACCCGACUCCUUCGCCGAAGCCUUCGCCGAAGGCGUCAAAUGGAACCUCGAAGCCCUUUGGAACGGGCAAGGGGUGGAUCUGAAUUGGAAGCAAUCAAAGAGAAUAAAAUUUAGGAAAUGAUUCUUCUAUAAACGUGUAGGGAAAAUGGUGAUAUUCAGGGCUUUAUCCUUGCUUCACAUUCCUCACAGAAAUUUGACGUGUUAGAGAAUAACGAAUACGUAAGUCUUACAAUGCAAUUAAAGCUACUUACAAAUACAAGAAGACAUACAGAGACUUCCCUGAAAGUGGGACUUGUAUAUGCUAAUUUAUCAAACGAAGGCGAUAGCUCUGCCUGGAGCAGUGUCUUAGAAAUUGCUAGAUUGUACUUAUGUAUCUAUUAUAAUCAUCUUUUUUACAUUUUCACUUUGUUACCCAAGUACCAUUACGUGAAAUAAUGAAAUUUCCCGUUUCUCAUGCACGUGAAACUAACAGUAAGACUUCUGGUAUAUAUUCCCCAAUGCAUCGCUGUCAUUCUUUAGGCUGAACACCACUGUGCACAAUCUGGCUGCCAGUCACGCUCGUUUUGUACAUAUUACUCAUACUCGCCAUCCACAUGCUACGUAUCUCAACUGAAUGCAUUAUCACUUCUUUGUCACUUCUUUGAAGGUUGAUAUUCUUCAUAAAUAAAGUGAA
Penaeus vannamei (Pacific white shrimp) is the source of this 3125-nucleotide messenger RNA. The record is from RefSeq and is a predicted model, not a curated record. NCBI's taxonomy places the organism in Eukaryota, Metazoa, Arthropoda, Malacostraca, Decapoda, Penaeidae.